This is a messenger RNA of Closterium sp. Naga37s-1, 8927 nucleotides long. NCBI's taxonomy places the organism in Eukaryota, Viridiplantae, Streptophyta, Zygnematophyceae, Desmidiales, Closteriaceae. The record is from the annotation of a GenBank genome assembly.
GGCGAGCAGUGGAUAAGGUGCCAGUAGUGCGAAUCUUUGGAUCCACCACCAUGGGGCAACGAACCUGCCUGCACUUGCAUGGGGCUCUCCCGUACUUCUACGUGCCAUAUGAUGACGACCUGCCUCAGGAUAUCGCUAAAGCACAAAUCUUCAUGCGUCAGCUGGCUUCAGCACUGGAGUAUGCACUCAAGGUUGCAAGCCCCUAUGCCCGCAAGAGGCAGCACGUGCAUGCAUGCUCCCUGGUGCGAGCUCUGCCGUUCUACGGUUACCACCCCCACGAAUCGCUCUUCAUCAAGCUGGAGAUGUUCUAUCCGGAUGAAGUGACCCGUGCUGCAUUCAUCCUCCAGUCAGGAGCAGUGAUGGGGCGGGUGUUCCAGCCACACGAGUCUCACAUCCCGUAUCUCCUUCAAAUCAAGAUUGACUACAAUCUCGUGGGAAUGGGUCUCGUCCGCCUCUCUCAAGUCCUCUUCAGACCACCCCUUCCCACGCACCCUCCUCCUCACACCUCUCCGCCACCUCCACCUGCUGCUGGUGACGUGAAGAGAAUUCGAGGGGUGUAUUUCGCAGGAAACGUCCCUCCAGGGUGCUUCUGGGGGGCCAGAAGGCAGGAGGGCGGACGCACAUUCGAGGCAAGGGGAAGCAUAGGGAGGAAGAGGGGGAGAUGGUGCGAGGAGAGUCUACCUGAAAGGCGUGAAGGGCGUUCAGGGAUUGACGGUGUGCGGCGGCAGAGUGUGUGCGAGCUGGAGGCGGAUGGGUGCGUGUCAGACAUACUGAACGUGAAUGACCUUCUGCGAGUGCCUCUCCACGAGGCUGGGGAUGACAUUCAAAUGGUGCCCUCGCUCGCCCCCAUCUGGGAGGAUGAGCGGCGGCGGACAGCAGCUGAAGCAGGAGACGAAGCAAAGGGCAGUAGAUCCAGCGGCAGGAAGGGGAAGGGAGGGAAGAGCAGUGUGGAGACUCCUGGGCGUUCUCCAGGAAUUAUAGGAAAGCCAGGAGCCGAAACAAGGGCAGAAACAGCAGCAGAAGCAACAGGAGAAGCAGCAGGAGAAGCUGCAGCAACGCCCCCUGCUGCCGCCACUCCUGCCACGCAAAGAACAGAGCCUCCUCUUAGCGGCCUGGACAAGGCUCUCAGGAGAGUGGUGUACGAGUUGGCUGAGGAGGAAGAGGCCCCUGCCAACUUGCUCUCCCCAGCACAGGUAGCAGCUUCUGGAGAGCACAGACAGCCGGCCGUUGCUGCUGAGAGCCCUCUUCUGUCGUGCUCCCAGCCAGCCAACGUGCUCUCUCCAGCACCAACAGCAGCACCACCAGCAGCACAAACAGUGGCUGGAACCAUGGGCGUGACCGCAGGAGCAAGGGUUGCUCGUGAUGGAUCGGAUGGUGGGGAAAGAUGGGUUGAGAGCGGUGGUGGGAUGGAGAGUGCGAGGAAGCGGAGGAGAAGGGAGGACGAGGAGGAAGCUCUGGAUCUCUUGAGAUGGGUUGCCAAUAGCCAGCGUGACAACAGUGAAGGUGACAGUGCGAGCGACGAUGAGCAGCUGCUGCUGGGAGCGAAUUCAGCAGCAGGGGAGGCAGAAGCACAUGCAGACACACAAGCACAAGCACCAUUGGUUGGAUCACAAGGGUUUGGGAUGAUAGGAUCUCAAUUCCCAAUGCUGGAAUCACAGGGGCACCUGCCCAUAGGGUCGCAAUCCCCAGUGGUAGGUUCGCAAGGGUGCCUUCAGCGAGAGAGGAGACGGGCAGCAGUGGGUGGGUCACAGGGGUUUGUGAUGAUGGGGUCUCAAUCCCCACUGGUAGGUUCACAAGGGUGUUCCCAGGGGGAGAGGAGGCGGGCGGCAUUGGAGCGAGCAUGGGAGGUGUAUGAAGCGACUGUUGCGGAGGAGUGUGAGGGGAUCCUGGCGAGUGUGAGGGCGAUGGGGGAGGAGUGGGAGGGAGAGGGAGAGGGAGAGGAGGAUGAGGAGGAAGGCGAGGAGGAGGAGGAAGUUGAAGGGGAGGAUUUGGGAGAAGGGUGGGAAGAAUGGGUGCAGCAGGAGGGGCGAAGAGAGGAGGUUGGAGCGAGGGAAGCACAAGAAGGGAAGGGGAGAGAGGAUGAACAGGGGCCGAUUCCUCAAGUGUCAGGAAGAAGCGGAAACGAGGGUAAGGGCAAGGGGUGUGUGGGAGGAGCAUCAAGUGGUGCUGGUGGGGAGGGACCGGAGGGUAAUGCAGGAGAGGGGUCCGUGCAAGAGGGGGAGGGUGUGGGAGGGAAGGGGAAAAUGGUGGAAAGGGAGAGGUUAGGAGUGCAGGGAAGGAAGGGAGGGGGAGAGGAGGGAGAGGAGGAGGGGUUGGAGUGGAUAAACAAGUUUGUGCGCGGCGAUCUGAUGGCCUGGCAGAUGCACCAGACGGAUGGCGCUAAUGACGAUAGUGAGGAUGGUAAUAACGAGGAUGAUAAUGCUAGUGAGGAUAAUGGUCGGGACGAGAAGGGAGAGCUGGAGGAGCAGGAAGGGGAGGGAGAGCAGGGAGAGGAGGAGGAGGAUGAGAUAGUUAUGACCCCACCAACCACCCGACUGCACCUGAGAUCGCAUAGGAGGCGCCACAAUCACAAACUGCAAGGCACUUGUCAGCGGAGCUCUGGCAAUGGCGUUGCGCCUGGGGGAGGAAUGGCUUUAGAUGCAGUGUCUGAACCUGCGGGUGGUGUCUCGUCUGGUGGUGGUUCAGGCCCGGAGAGGAGCAAGUGCGACAAGCAGACGCUGCCAGGUGCACGUUUGAAGAGCUCUGGCACUGCCUGUGGGCCUGGGGGUGGAGUGGCUUUGGCGAGUGGUUCUGGCCCAGAGAGGAGGACUAAGUUUGUGUGCAGCCAGAAGGAGUUGAAGAAAGGAGAGGAGCGGGAGGGCGGAUGCAGGACUGGUGAGCUCUCUGCUGACCUUUUCAGAGGUCUUUCCACAGAGCCCCAAGUUGAACCUUGCGUGCCAAGCAGUGUCCCUCAGACGCUGGACCCGCCACAGCAGACGGCGCAAACGCCUCCCACCCCUCAGACUCCUCAGACGCCUCAGACUCUUGUAACUCCUCCGACUCCCCCAACUAACCAGGCACCUCACACGCCACUGUCACCUGUUUCUGCUGCUGCCUCCCCCUCGCAGCUUCCUGGCGACUUCCUUCCAUCCCGCCACAUCCCUCUUGUGCUUACUCAAAGAUGUGCAUCCCGCUGCUCGUUACAGUCACAUCCAACAGAAGAGAGGUUGGCGGAUCCGCUAGUGUAUCACAGGGCGCCUCCCUCGGUGCAGGAGCUGAGGGACACGUGGCAGGCUCAUGGAUUGCCACGUGUGCAGUGGCCUGACGUGUACUACGGUGACGUCAGGGACGUGCCAGAGAGGCAUCCUGUUUUUGGCGGGAAGGAGUUCAAAAGUGAUGCGCCACUCACCCAUGCUGUUGACGGUAGUGCAGCAGCACAGCCCAGUGACGAGCAGCAGGCGGAUUACGACCUCGACCCCAACACAGGGCAGUUGCUUGUUGGAGGGGCUGGUGUGAUAGGCUUGGACGGGGGACGUAGGGAGGCUCGGAAGGGUUUGGGGAUUCUGAAGUCGCCCGCUGGUCAUUCUCGUUUCCAUUCUCCUCAACCUCGGUCCCGAGUCACCUUCAGCGCCAUGCCGCCUCCUCGCAUCCCCCCUUCUCUCCUUCGCAUGUCCACAGCCACUGGGCCCGCUGCCAGUCCCACCACCACCACCCCUGCUGCUGCGGCUGCUGCUGCUGCUGCUGCUGCCGCUGCCACCACUGCUUCUGCUGCUACUGCUACUGCUUCUGCGCCUGUUGUUUCUGGAGAGCCACCAAUAGGAAGUCCUUCUCUCCCUAUUAAAGAGUCCCCGCCCACUCCUCCUCCUGCUACCAUCCCUCUGAACCCCUCUCACCCUUCACCCACUCUCCUCCAAUCACCCGCUCGCAUCCAAUCGCCCCCCCACACACAGAAAUCGUAUCAUAUCCAAUCUAGCAGGUUCCCAGGUGGAUAUUCAGGUGUUUCUAGGCCGUUUGGUGAACCUGGUUCUGGGGUGAGGAAGGGGCAUGCCCUCGGCCAAUCAGGGGCUGCCAGGUGGCGAGAUUUCUCCCAGCUCACCCCAGCAACUCAAGCUGCCACACCAGUCAGCCAAUCAGGAUUCAGGGAGAGUAAGAGUGGAAAGAAGGGGAGUGGAAAGGGGAGUGUAGAGAAGGGGAGUGGAGCGAAAGUGAGAAGAGAGGAAACGAGUGAAGGGGGAGGUGAGAGAAGUGGAGAGAAUGCAGAGGGAGGGGCGGAAAAAAGGGGAACAAGGGAAGUUGGAGGAGAGAAGAGGAGGGCUGAGAAGCAACAGGGGGAAGUGAUGCCAGGGAAAGUGAACGAGGAGGAGGAGGUGGGUGGAGCAAAAAGCGAAGUUAUGAAGGAUUAUGCAACAGAUACUGGAAGACAAGCAGGCGUGAGAAAGAAAAGAACCUGUUCCUCCUCCCCUUCCUCCUCGUCCUCCUCCUCCUGCUGCGAGCAUAUGGUGAGCAUGAGUGCGGAGGUGCUAGCAUGCACCAGAGGGGACUUGCUUCCUGACCCUGCUCUUGACGCUCUGUGCUGUGUCGUGCUGGCCACACAGGGGGAGGGGGAUGGGGAAGGGGAUGGGGAUGGCGAGGGGGAGGGGGAUGGGAAGGAGGAAAGGGAAGCGGACAGGGAGGCGGAGGGGGAAGGGGAGGAGGUUGAGGCAGGGCAUGUUGAGGAGGGGGGAGAGAGUGGUAGAGGGGAGUGGAAAGGCGGGAGAGGGGAGGCAGCAGAGCGUGGUAACGGGAGAGGGAGGAGGCGAAUCAAGUUGAGGCGAGUUGGAGGGAAGGCGCAGGUGGAUGUGCUGAUACUGGAAGAGGCUCAUUCAGGUCCCACCCGCAGGAACCCUGACGCCCUCUCGUCCUGCCGCGUCCACCUGCUGCCAUCAGAGGUUUCCCUUCUGGAGCGACUAGUGACAGUGGUGAGGGUGUGUGACCCGGACAUACUGCUGGGGUGGGAGGUGCAGGGGGGCUCCUGGGGGUGGCUGGCAGAGAGGGCGCAGCACCUGUGCUUUAACCUCCUCAAAUCGCUCUCCAGAGUGCCGCCUGUGCACGAUGUGAGGGUAUCGCAGGCAAGGGCGCCGUUCAAGUGUGACACACUUGAAGCACGUCUCUCCAGUCCUCCACUCCCAACUCGCCCUGAUUCCACCGGACAUCAGCAGUUCCAGUCGCACCCGCCACAGUCGCACCCAGCCCAGUCAGAACAGCCACUCCCGCACGCAGCAAUCACAUCCGUGCCGCCCUUGGAUUCCCAGCACAUCCCCAUGUUCCCCUCCCAGUCCCAGAUGCACCUCUCCCCAUCUCUCCCUCCUAUAGGCCCGUCUCAAUCGCCCCUUUCACCUCCGCUUGCCACUGCUCCUCGUGAUGCUACUCCACCUGACGCCACCACUCCUGACGGCACUCCACCUGACGCAACCACUCCUGAUGCCACUCCACCUGACGCAACCACUCCUGAUGCCACUCCACCUGACGCCACUCCACCUGCCACCACUCUUGAAGCUGCUCCACCUGACGCCACCACUCCUUACACCACCUCAAACAUCUCACAGCCAGAGCAGCAGCAGCAGCAGCAGCAGCAGCAGCCAGUUGGCCCAUCCCCCAUCCUCUCGUUUCCACUCUCCCCCUCCCAGUCCGUCCCCGUGCCACAAGACAUGAGCGCAUGGCACCAUGGGUUCGGAGGAUUCGCCCUCCCCCCUGCACAUGCAGCAGCUGAUGUGCCUGCGGAGGCAUGUGUACGGAUGAAUUCAACCACAUAUGGUGCACAGGUGCAGGCACAAACGCGUAUGCAUGUGCACGCACAUCCACAGGGGGGUAGAGGGAGGAAAGCUUGUGCUGGUCUUGCCUUGCUGGCAGAUGACCCUUCCACGUGGCCUCUCCUCAUCCCUGCCACGUCAGCUGGGGGAGCAGCAGGAGGGGCAGGAGGACGAUGGGGAGCAGGGGGGAGAGAGGGAGGGGGGGGAUCAGGAGGGGGAGGGGGAGGAGGGGGAGCGGGGAAAGGGGAUGAGAGGCUGAAUAGAGGUGAUGGACGGAUGGUGGGAGGAAAGGGGCCUCUGGGACGGCCAGGGGAGGGAGGAGAACGAGGAGGGGGAACAGGAGGAGGAGGAGGAGUAGGGGGAGAAGGAGCGACAGGCGACGGGGAGAGGGAGAGGUGGAUGAGAAGGAGAGGGGGAGGCCGGGGGCGAGGGGACGACGACGCAAUAGUAACAGACGAGUGGGGGAAAACGCAUGGCAGUGGCUUGCAGGUGGGCGGGCGCAUCAUGAUAAACCUGUGGCGGGUGAUGCGGGCUGAGGUGAAGCUGCCUGUUUACUCGUUCCAUGCGGUGGUGCUUGCUGUGCUGAGGCGACACGUGAACCGCACAGCUGAGCUAGCGCGGGUGUUUGGGAUUGACUUCUUCUCGGUGUUGUCACGGGGCUCCCAGUACCGAGUGGAAUCCAUGAUGCUGCGACUGGCGCACUCCCAGAACUACCUGUGCAUCUCACCCUCACGCAUGCAGGUAUCCUCCCAGCCCGCCCCUGCAUGCAUACCCCUCGUCAUGGAGCCAGAGUGUCGCUACUACACCAGCCCUGUCGUCGUCCUUGACUUCCAGUCGCUCUACCCCUCCAUGCUCAUCGCCCACAACCUCUGCUUCUCCUCCUGCCUCGGCCGCAUCCCGCCCCCCUCCUCUCCUGCUGCUGCUGCUGAUGAUGAUGAUGGUGGGGGUGGUGGUGGUGCUGCUCCUGUUGCUCCUACUGAUGGUGCACCUGCUUCUGGUGCUGGUGUUUCGAUUGUUGCCACGGCUGCUGCUGCUGCUGCUGCUGCUGCUGCUGCAGCUGCUGCCUCUGCCACUGCAGCAGCAGCGGCUCAGAAAGCGUCCCCUGGAGGCAACCGUUUUCAGGGUGGUGAGGGUGAGAAGCAAUGGUGGGGCGAGGAGGAGAGGCCGCUGGGUGUGACGACCUAUCGCGUGCCGCCAGGUGUCGUGUCGUCAUUGAAGGACGACCUGCUGCUGCUGCCCAACGCAGUGAUGUAUGUGCCGCCCAAGGUGAGUGAAGUGAAGACUAUGCCUUGCUGUUUCUGCUACCCAAGGGUGAGAGGCAGUGAUGGGGGGAGCGUGUCGUCAUUGAAGGACGACCUGCUGCUGCUGCCCAACGCAGUGAUGUAUGUGCCGCCCAAGGUGCGCCCAGGCGUGCUGCCGCGGCUUUUGAAAGAGAUCCUAGCAACCCGAGUAAUGGUGAAGAAGGCAAUGAAGAAACUCCCACCGGGGAAGCAGAGCCGGGUGCUGCACCGCGUGCUGAACGCACGGCAGUUCGCCCUCAAGCUCAUCGCCAACGUUACUUAUGGGUACACUGCGGCGUCGUUCUCCGGCCGCAUGCCCAUGGCUGAGCUGGCAGACAGCAUCGUCCAGACGGGGCGAACAGCCCUAGAGAGGUCGAUAGCUCUGGUGAACAGCCACCCGUCAUGGAAUGCACGGGUGGUCUAUGGUGACACUGACAGCAUGUUUGUUCUGCUGGAAGGUCGCACGCGAGACCAGGCCUUCACAAUCGGGAAUGAGAUCGUGGCAGCGGUAACCGCACUCUCCCCGGCCCCGGUGGCUCUCAAGCUAGAGAAGGUGUACCACCCGUGUGUGCUGCAGACCAAGAAGCGAUACGUGGGCCUCGCGUACGAAUCCCCUGCUGCCACGUGUCCCCCUGUGUUUGACGCCAAGGGGAUUGAGACGGUCAGGCGGGACGGGUGUCCUGCUGUGAGCAAGCUGCUGGAGAAAUCUCUCCAGAUUCUCUUUUCUACUAACGACCUAUCCAGAGUGCGAUCCUACCUGGUGAGGCAGUGGCAGCGCAUGCUGCAGGGACGAAUAUCCCUUCAAGACUUCAUUUUCGCACAAGAAGUCCGCCUAGGCACCUACAGCACCAACCCCCGAGCGAUGCUCCCCCCUGCCGCCAUCGUGGCCACCAAAGCCAUGCAGCGAGACCCCCGCGCCGAGCCCAAAUACAAAGAGAGGGUUCAGUAUGUGAUAGUGUGCGGUGAUCCUGGGUCUAGACUGGUUGAUUUGGUGGUGGAGCCUCGGGUGGUGGUAGAUUCGCGGUGUCUCCGGCUGAAUGUGGGGUAUUAUAUCACGAGGAAGGUGAUUCCCGCGCUGCAUCGGGUGUUUGCGCUGGUGGGGACACGUGUCGCAUCGUGGUUUGCUGAGCUGCCGCUGUCGCAGCGGGCCGAGGAGGUAAGCACCAAGGCGGGGGAUGCAAAUGGGUUCUGUGCGGUGCCAAUCUGCAACUCAUGUAGAGGCAUUGGAGCUGAUCCCGGUGAUGUGUAUGGUGCUUCUGCUGCUGCUGCUGCUGCUGCUGCUGCUGCUGCUGCUGCUGCUGCUGCUGGGGGCAUGUGUGCUGCUACUGUGGGUCAAGAAAGUCAAGCAGGUCAAGCAGAGGAGCUAGUGUGGGAGCUAGUGUCACUGAAGCGCGUGCUAGCAGAGUCAUCUCCAGGAGCCCUCUCUGCUUACAGCGACACCGGGGAUCCGUGCAGUGGGGCGUGGGGGGACAGGGUCGCAUGCAACGAGGCGGGCCAAAUCAUCGCAUUGAACUUCACAGCGGAGGGGCUUACAGGGGCCCUCCCAGGCAAGGAUCUGUCGAGAUUCCGCACUCUACAAAGCUUGUCUCUGGCAUUUAACAAUCUCACAGGCAAAGUCCCCUCAUGGCUCGGUCUCUCCUUUCUCAACCUCGUCGAGCUGCACCUGAGCGACAACCACCUGGAGAAACCUCUACCUGAGAGCAUAGGUGGCCUUCAGGUGUUGCGAACAAUGGACUUGAGUCGGAACAGACUGAUAGGUAGCAUCCCGCAGAGCAUUCACGGAUGCAACGCCGCCACACGCCUGAGUCUUGCCUUCAACUCUCUCACUGGUACCAUCCCAGCGUCUAUCGGAUCAAUGAGGAGCCUCCAGGCGCUGUGA